Molecule: messenger RNA, 3624 nt
Organism: Mytilus californianus (California mussel)
Lineage: Eukaryota; Metazoa; Mollusca; Bivalvia; Mytilida; Mytilidae
Exons: 15
Coding region: 133-3498 (1121 amino acids)
Biological process (GO): resolution of meiotic recombination intermediates
Cellular component (GO): condensed nuclear chromosome
Molecular function (GO): ATP hydrolysis activity; single-stranded DNA binding
Source: RefSeq, a predicted model, not a curated record
AGUGCUAUUGAUGAAAAGAUCUGUUACCUACUAUCAUCUUUGAAGACUGCUGGUGAUCAUUUACAGAACCAAGAUUCAUCAUCCUUAAAUACAGAUUAUACAAGAUUUUUAUUGAAGCAAAAGGAGAAACAAAUGACAGAUUCAAAAGACACAGAAUAUAUGAAAGAGACCUACAGGACAACUGUUUGCUUGCAUGCUUUGUGUGGAGCUAGAGAUGUUUUAAUACAUUACUGUUUAGAGUCCGCAAUAGCUCACCUCCAAGCUGCUGAAGAUAAGCACAAGUCAUACUUGACAGGUGGGAUAGAAGAUAUCAGACAGAAACUGUUCAAGCUGAGUUGUAAUUUUCAACAAAAUAACAUCUAUCAUCCAAAAAUUAUCGCAACCUGUAAAGAAGUAGAAAAAUGUUUCCAGUUCAGAUAUAAUACAGAGAAAAAGGUUUUGAUUGUUGUGAAAAGAAAGAUUCCCAGUUUUCUGAAAAUGCUUGAGAAAGUAAUCUGUCACUGUUCAUUAGUUAAGUUAAAGAUUCAAGAAGAAUCACAGAAUGAAAACAUUGUAGCAAGCCUUGAAGACUGUAACUGCAUGAUAAUACCCAGUAACCUGAUUGAUAAACACUUUCCUUGGGCGAUGAUAAAUCUUGUUAUUGAAUACGAAUAUGACAAGCAGGCAACUCUCUCAAGAACUUGUGAAACACAAAAUAUAAAAUUAGUUUCAUUCAAUGUCAAACUUAGUUCUUCUGAGAGCAGUUCUCAACAAGAAAUAAACAUUCAGAAAAGCCUUUUUAGAUGUAAGGAAUUACAGCAGAUGACAAUACUGGGUUCAUCCAAACUAACUUCUUGUGGAGACAUUCUUCCAUUGUUGGAAACAAGAUACAACCUUAUAGUGAUAGAAAGAAACUACAGUAUGUUUGAUGGGACAUUAUAUUUUCCUGAUAUUGACAUAGAUGAGAAGGCGUGUAUUGUAUUACAUUCUCUGACAGAUAUGGCAGGUGAAAACAACUUGGAACCUUUCCUCAAGAAAAUUAUCUCCCUUAGUCUUAAAUACACAAAAUGUUGGAUUUUGUUGUUUAACUUGUCAAAAUCUGGGAAAAGUUACCUUUAUGCUGGGAAAUGUGUCAGCAAUUUGUUUAAGCUACAAGCAAGUCUUGGAAAUUAUGUCAGUAAACAUGACUCAUUUGAAACAAAGGUCAUGACAUGUUGUAGUGCAGAAGAAAUAUGCUCAAAUAUCAGGAAAAUUUGUGACAUGGAGAGAACAUAUUCAUAUGUAUGGAACAAAGAGGAAUGGUCAGAUGGCAGUUGGUUGCUUGAAAUUGUUACAAAUGAAGAAAAGUUUUUGUUGUCUAUACCUUGUCUUAACUCAAUUAGUUGCCAGGUUAUUCUGAAGAAACUGACUUUAAAAGAACUAAUGUUAUGUUCAAAAGACAAUCUGAUGAAAACUUUACCUAUGUUUGCACAAAGGAUAAUAGAAAUGUUAUUUUCCAUAAUACAUAGUAACCAAGGAUUGAAUUCAAAAGUGCAAAGUAAGACAUUACAGUCUACACAGAAUCAAACACUUAACAGUUUAUCUGAGGAGCAUGAUCAAAACAACAACAUUACUAUUGACAAGGAUUCAGAUGACCAACAUAUUUAUGAUACAGAAUGCAAUAAUUUAGAACCUGUGUCCUCAAGUAGCAAAUAUUUUGGAUAUUCAGAUAAUACGUUGAAACCACCUGUUAUAAGUGGUAUAAAAUCAAAUAUGUUAAUGGAUGCAAGCGAGCAAUCUGUAACAAAAGGUCUUGGUAGAAAAGGGAACCAUAAUUCCUCUCAUUUGCAGCUGGGACCAGUUCUACAGACUAAAAAUAGAAAACAUUUUGAUGGUUCUCAGCAGCUGAGACCUGGUACAUAUGAAAUGAAUCCAAAUGGAUUUGAAAACCAUCGAUUUAGAUUUUCGAGUGAAGAUCAAGAUACACAAGGUACAGAAGAAUCUUUAUCACAGUCAUCUGUAAAAAUGAACGAAUAUCAGAAGGCUGAAAUUGAAGGAAAUGAACAUUGGCUGAAAAGAUUGGAGAUAGAGAAAUCUAUUUGUUCAGAUAAUAUUAUUUUAACAAAAUACAGAAACCAAACUCCACUGUAUGUUGCUGAGCCUUUAAAUGACAGCAUUAACUUAACAGAUGCAAGAUCAAAUGCUGAAAGAAUAGCUACACCAGAAACUGCACAACUUCAAUAUAAAAGACAAAAUGUUAGAGGGAGAAACAAUGUAAAUCAAACACAAAAUGACCAGUAUGGUAGACAUAUUGUCUUUCCAUCAAUACAGCCUGUAACACCAAGUCAGAGAUGUGUUUUAAAACACAUCAACAAAGCUAGUGUUGAUGACAAAAAUCCAAAUAUGUAUUCUCAAUUUAAACAGACUGAAAUAACUGAUUCUGCAAAAAGCCAGAAUGAGAGACAUAGAGACAGUAGAAAUGCAGAUGCAGGAGAACAAAUUUCAAUGAUGGAAGAUGGUCAAGAUGUCAUUUCUGAAAAAAGUUCAGGAACAAGAAAUUUUACUGCUGAUCUGACAGAAACUACAAGAAAAAUUCUGAAACAAGCAUACCAAUCUCCAAGAUUUGGUGUAUGUCCAACAAGACCCUUUUCACAGAGAAUCAGUGUUGGUUUAGCACAACCCCUAAGAAGGGAAACAAAAAGUAAUCCCUCAUUUGAAGAAGAAAGAAGAAUCCAACAAUCUGAAAGGAUGAUUCCAGUUUCUACACAAUUUAAUCAAGACAGAGAACAUGAAAGCAGCAACAGACAAAUUAAACCAUUUAAUAAUCAGAAUUUUUCUCUAGUAAGACCAAAUAACCAAAAGAGAUAUAAAUCAGAAGAAAGGUUGCAAAGAGGAAUAGAUCAAGAUUUGGUUGAUGGCUUAACAGCAGCUCUCAAUAACAGUCGUGAAAUAUUCAGACCUAUCGAUAAUAUGAGGAAUAAUGGUAACAAUAGAACAAGACAGAUGCCAAGAUGUACCAGAGAAAUGGAAAAUUCAAGGUUUGAUCAUUAUGAUAGACCUGUUGAAAUGGAUAAUCAAUGGAAAAAUAUGAAAAGCAACAGACAAUCUCCACAAAAGUUUGAUCAUUCUGUUAGACCUGUUGAAGUAGAUAAUCAAUGGACAAACAUGAAAAACAGCGGACAGACUCCACAGAAUUUUUAUUGUGAUGAUGAGUAUUGUGAACAGACCAAUCAAAUACAUCAAUCUCCUUUAGUUAGAAUGACAAGAGAUAAUACGCAUAGGGCACCAAAUAAACAUAAAGAGUGGGAAGACUAUGACUCACCUCCAAUGGAUCUUGAUUAUCUAGAUGAUAUAGAUAGGACGCAGGUAUCAAAUGAUGACAAGGAAAAUUACAGUAAUUUUAAUGGUAAUCAAAGAAAAGUUAUGACCAACAGAUUAAUUCUAACAAAUAAUGGAUCAACUCCAAAUAAAAAGAGGAAACUAGCCUAUGUCAAACAACCUGGAAUUAGAGGAGGACAAACCAAGCUUAUCUUUAAAUAACAAUUUGUACAUAUAUUGUUGUGCAUUCCUAUAUCAUGUAUAUAUCUACAUAAAUAACUGUUAGAUUCUUAAUAAGAGUUUAUUUGUUUGUUGUUGACAUAGUAAAUUAAAAAUAUUUAUAUUGGU